AUGUCGGAAUUUGUGCCAAAUAAAGAACAUUCGCGGACAGUGUUAAUUUUUUGUUUUUAUUUAAAGAAAACUGCUGCUGAAUCAUACGGAUUACUUCGGGAAGCUUAUGGUGAACAUGCUCCAUCACAAAGAACACAAAAACCACCAAAAAGAUACGAAGAUGUAGAAUUGCAAUCAUUGUUGGACGAAGACGAUUCACAAACACAAACACAACUCGCAGAGCAAUUGAGCGUUAAUCAACAAGCUAUGGAAGUAAAUAAAAGACAAUCAUGGUCUCUUAAUCAAUUAAAGGCUGCAGUUAAGGCAGUACAAAACAAAGAGAUGGGAUAUUUAAAAGCAUCUAAACAAUUCAAUGUUCCAAAGCGUACAAUUGAACGCAAGACAAAGAAGAUAGCUGGUAAAAAAUGGUUAAAAGGUUUUCUCCGUAGACAUCCUAUAUUGUCAAUAAGAACGCCUCAAUCUGUAUCAUCGGCACGAGUUAAAGGCUUCACAAAAGAAAACGUAGCUAAGUUUUUUGACAUCUACGAAUCUCAAUUACUUAAAAUAAAAUAUUCUCCAAAUCGUCUGUACAAUGUCGAUGAGACAGGGAUCACUGUGGUGCAACACAAGCACUCAAAAGUUAUAAGUAUGAAAGGAAAGAAGCAAGUAUAUGCUCUUACAUCCUUAGAGCGAGGUAAACUUAUAACUAUAGUCACUUGUAAGAAUGCUAGUGGGCACUAUAUACCACCGUUAAUAAUUUUUCCUCGGAAAAACCGAUCACCAGAAUUAAUGAACGGUACUCUUCCUGGGUCUAUAGAAGGAUACCAUCCAUCUGGAUGGAUACAGACAGAUCUUUUUACGAUGUGGUUAAAACAUUUUAUUCAGCACACAAAACCCACCGAAGAUGAUCCAAUUGUUUUGGUUUUGGAUGGACAUUACACUCAUACAAGAAAUAUUGAAGUCAUCAAUAUAGCACGUGAAAAUCAUAUAUUGAUUGUAUGCUUACCACCACAUUCAACGCAUAAAAUGCAGCCAUUAGAUGUGGGAUUUAUGUUCCCACUGAAAACUUAUUAUGCGCAAGCUAUUGAAUCAUGGUUGCGACACAAUCCUGGACGAGUUGUUACAAAUCGUCAAGUAGGAAUGCUCUUUGGAGAAGCUUACCAAAAAGCUGCUACUAUGAACAACUCUAUCAACGCUUUUAAAAAGACUGGUCUAUUUCCUUGUAACCGCUACGCCUUUAGUGAGGAACAUUUCAGAAUUUAUGACGGCUCUGAAAAUCCUUCUCCAAUCAUAGACUGCCCUAGUGCUAUUAACGAUGAUGAAAUUUUAUCUAUGGAAGCAAAUAAAGAAAACCAAAAUGUCUCUGGCAAUCUUAGCCCUAUUCCAGGUUGUUCUCAAGACAUACAAGGACCAAGUCAAGAUACAGAAGUUAUGAUGUCACCAUUUCAAAUAAGACCUGUUCCAACAAUCACACAAAAGCAGAAUAAAUCUACACGUGCACAAUCUGCCCAUUUAGUUACAUCUUCUCCCCAUAAAAAACAGGUAGAAGAUUCUUUAAAAAGAAGAAAAGAAAAAGAGCCAAAAAUUACUGCAAAAAAUAAAGGCCGAGGCAAAAAUAAAACUAAAAAGAUUAAAAAGAAACUUGAAUCCUCAAGCAAAGAUGAUAAUGAUGUACAAACUCACUGUGAGUUAGCACUCUUGUCGACGAUUUGUCAAUAA
Solenopsis invicta (red fire ant) is the source of this 1698-nucleotide messenger RNA. RefSeq lists its product as uncharacterized. Gene Ontology annotation, cellular component: nucleus. The coding region runs from base 1 to 1698 and encodes 565 amino acids. The record is from RefSeq and is a predicted model, not a curated record. The transcript is spliced from 4 exons. Gene Ontology annotation, molecular function: DNA binding. Lineage: Eukaryota; Metazoa; Arthropoda; Insecta; Hymenoptera; Formicidae.